Sphenostylis stenocarpa is the source of this 510-nucleotide messenger RNA. The record is from the annotation of a GenBank genome assembly. NCBI's taxonomy places the organism in Eukaryota, Viridiplantae, Streptophyta, Magnoliopsida, Fabales, Fabaceae.
AUGGAAGGAAUGUUCAGAGCCAAUUGCGGCUAUGGUUACGUUAAGAAACCAGACAUAUUGUUGAAUGAAGACGAGGUUUUUGAUCCAAAAGCAUUACGACCAGUCCAGAAAGUUCUUCAGGUCUUGGUUUACAUGGGUGAUGGGUGGCGUUCAGAUUUCGGCCCAACACAUUUUGACUUCUAUUCUCCUCCUGACUUCCGUGUACAGAUUGGUAUUCAUGGUGUUCCAGCUGAUAAAAGUAUGAAAUACACAAGGACAAUUGAAGAUGAUUGGGUACCAUUGUGGAAUGAAGAGCUCAGUUUCCCAUUGACAGUUCCAGAAUUGGCUCUGUUAUACAUCAAAGUCAUUGAACGUGACUUUUCAGGGAGUCAUGACUUUGGUGGACAAACAUGUUUACCUGUCUCUCAACUCAGACAGGGCAUUCGUGCAGUUCGUUUGCGUAACCGCAAGGGUGAACUUUACAAGUCCGUAAGGCUUCUCGUCCAUUUUCAUUUUGUUGAUGCUGCGUAA